Messenger RNA from Ectocarpus sp. CCAP 1310/34, 3376 nucleotides. The record is from the annotation of a GenBank genome assembly. Lineage: Eukaryota; Phaeophyceae; Ectocarpales; Ectocarpaceae.
AUGCAUGGCCACCCCGUCGAAAACCUGUAUGCCUCAAUGCCGCGGUUGCAGCGAAAUGACCAAAAACCGAUAGUUGCCAUCAAUACCUCGUUCACCUUCCACAUAGAACCCAUACGUUGUGGGAAUAUUGCGGUGUUGGCGGCGGUCCAGCAGAAUUUGAACGGAAUCUUACAGACAGCCCGGCGCAUGAGGUAGUUGUGUUGGCCUCUAUGCUCCUCGACCGAUGACCGGUCUAGUCCACUGUACCCUACGUAUUUUGCCUCGUUGCUCCUCGACCGAACGGUUCACGAUUCAUCACGAGAGACAACCUAUCGUUUCCUCGUUUUCCCUUUUCGCUCCUCCACCGACAACCACGUACUCAGGGUAGUGAAGCACACCUUACGCAAUUUUUAUGGUUGCUCCUCGAUCGAUCAGAGUAUAUUUGAGGGACGUACAAAUGCUUGCCUCACUACAAUUCCCCUUCGUUUCUCCUGAACCGAUCAGAGUGUAUUUACGGACGUACCAAAUGUUUUCUUCGCUAUUCCCCCUCGACGCUCCUCGAUCGAUCAGAGUGCAUAUACUGGUAGAUACACCAAAUGUUUUACUAGUUGUUGCCCUCAUCGUUCCGCGACCGAUCAGUUCUUAGUGAGGGAUACUUCACGAUUGCCUCACUUAUCCUCCGCCGAUAACUAUGCAUAUAGUAAAGAAAACUGGAAGAGAUUUUCCUUUCUGCUCCUGGGGGAUAAUCCAUGUCUGACUGGUUGCUGCUCGACCGAUCAGUGUGUGUUUACAAACGCACCUAAUGUCCAUGUAGCGCUAUUUCCUCUCGAUGCUCCUCGACCGAUCAGAGUGCAGCUACAGAUAGAUGUACCCAAUGUUUGCCUCCCUGCUCCUCCAGCGAUAACUGCUGUGCAUAAUAGUAAAACAGAUUUCGAAAUGUUUUUCUUCAAUGCUCCUCGACCAUUCCGUGUGUGCAGAGGGAUAAUCCAUGUCUAACUCGUAGCUCCUCGACCGAAUAAGCCAAGGCUCACCUUUGACCCCCUGGAACACGCCUCCGUCCCGAAGCUCCCCGCCUCGCUCAAGCUACAGGCCCAAUUCCUCGCAGUACACGGCACUCAGCAUGGCGAACCGAUGUUGACCUUGGGUCGUUAUCAUGCGCGGUCGGUGCUUUUCGAAGUCGAAUCAAUCUUUCCAAGCCCGAGGUCCUGCCCCAAAUCGGAUCGGCCGGCAAGAACAACGUUGUCCGGAUCAGGAAACACCAUAUCCUUAGUUUGAUCGAACAAUCCCUUUGGAAGUUAGGCAACACCUAAACAUCUUUGCCCUACUUCACUAUGGUCCGAGGCGUUUCGGAAAGUUGGUUUCGGGUAGCAACGUUGACGGUAGGGUGGCCCGACCACGAUGUUCAACGGUGGAUGUCUCGCAUUCGUUCUCGACGUUCUGGUAAAUAUUGAGCUCCGUGCGUUACUUCGCAAACUAUCCCCAAAUACCCAACAGCGAUCCCAACGCGGUCAGAAACUACUGCUGCCGGUUGCAUGGACAACCUUCGCUUCUACACGGCUAUGACAACAGCCCCAAAGCACGUACCCACAUGGAUGCCCUCAAGGCGACGUCCCAUGACAUCUCGAGAUCGGACCCCCGGGCGCUCUUAAGCCGCGCACAGAUGUCCGUCUUGCCCUGUACGAAUCAAGAGCGCAGGAACAAAUGGUGUUCAUGGAGGCUGCGGGAAAAUAUCAAGCAUUCCCUAGAAUAAAAACAGACGGACUGGUUUAUUAGGCGGACGGGUUUCGACGGUAAUGCCAUUUGGCGAACCUUGUUUUGGUGAUAGGCGUUAAUGCGUUUUUCGGCGAUUACGAGUUUGGCGGAGGCGAUAGUACCACAUUUGGGCGGUAAACUGUCGGCUGUGUUGCCAAACGGCGGUAAUUGUUUUGACGGUAGUCUAGGCGGUAUUACAAAUUUCGGCGGUAUCGACUUUUGCGGAGGCGGUGGAACAGAAUUUGGGUGGGAGUUUUUCGGCAGUGACGCCAUCCCGCGCCUACACUCUUGACGGUAGGCGGUAACGCGUUUUGUGGCGGUAACGAGUUCGGCGCAGGCGGUAAAACACAAAACAAAUGGCGGUAAAACAGCGGACUACCGGGACUGCCCGCCUCGGCGGUAAUUCACGGCGGGAAUUGUUGCCAUCGCCUACAACCACAACAUCCAGCAACAUGAAACAAGGCCGCAAUGGCGGUGGCAGUCCUACGAUUCCUGGCGGUAACACUUGGCGGAGGCGGUUACACGGAGAAAUGGCGGUAACUUUUCGGCGGCAAUUGUUUUGGCGGCACGCGUAACGCGUUUUUCGCAGUCACGAUUUUGGAGGAGGCGGUAAAACCUAAAAAUGGCGGUAGAACGGCGGAUUACCGGGACCGCACAACACGGCGGUAAUUUUACGGCGGAAAAAUCAACUAGAAAACACGAGUAAGCCCGUCAAAUAAACACCUCCCCCGAAAUGAGAUGCAAGGUUCCGAAAACCACCCGUCAGUUGCCAGCUGUGUAGACUAGUUGCGCGAGAGUCACUCGUUCUGUUGUUCGACCGAACGCAGCUAUUUGUUGCGUUCCAAGGUUUGCAUCGCUAGCUAAUGACAUCAACACGUGUCACCGCGGUUCACAUGUCUCACCUCGCUGUCUUUGGCUUUCUUGAGCGCCUCGUCACACGCAUCCAGCCAGCCCGUCGGCGUCGUACAAGUAGGCGACGGCGAGGUCAAUAGCACCGCCGUUGUCGUAGUGCUCAGGCACUCCUGCUUCACGACCUCUUGCGCAAUUUUCAUCACCGUAGCUGGUCUGAAGGCUUUGGUGUUUAUGGCGAAGCGAUCCCCAGCCUUCCCUACGGGCUUGUUGUCAACUAUUUGUACCAUUUCUCGUACGCCCAGCACAGCAACUGCUUCGCCGGUCCGUGACCGUUCUGCACUCAUUGCCUCACCUGUCGGCAUUCUGUAGCUGGCACUGUGCUGCUGUUGGCGUCCUUUCGCUCAGGGAGGAGGGUUGUGGUGAGUAGAGGGAGGGGAGGGGUCUAGCAGCGGUGGCGAGUGGUGGCAGCGACUACGCGUGAUAUUAAUGGUUGAAGAUAGAAGGCGCACAGGCCCUGACCUGUUAUGCAUGCUUAUGUUUAUGCAUUACUGGGCUUUUCGUGCAUAAGCAAAAGCAUAAGGUGGAGCGCGCAUAUGUAUAUAUUAUGGAUAAAAGUGUGCAUAACAGGGGUUAUCGUGCAUAGCGGUGGUUAAGCACGAGUGAGAUGGGGGUAAGGGGUGGCUCAGACGUUCAGACAGCUCAUUGUAACCAAAACAUAGCUUUUUUAUCCCCUUCAAAGUCUCUUGGUCUUUUAACUCUUUAGUUUCAAGUUCACAGAUCAGAAAACAAAUUG